Catharus ustulatus (Swainson's thrush) is the source of this 6296-nucleotide messenger RNA. RefSeq names its product Kruppel like factor 13 (gene KLF13). Gene Ontology annotation, molecular function: DNA-binding transcription factor activity, RNA polymerase II-specific; RNA polymerase II cis-regulatory region sequence-specific DNA binding. Gene Ontology annotation, biological process: regulation of transcription by RNA polymerase II. Lineage: Eukaryota; Metazoa; Chordata; Aves; Passeriformes; Turdidae. The coding region runs from base 422 to 1255 and encodes 277 amino acids. The record is from RefSeq and is a predicted model, not a curated record. The transcript has 2 exons.
GCGGGUCCGGGCGGCUCCGGGCAGCGAUAACGGGGAGCGCCGGGUCCGCUGUCACAGCGCGAUGGGAGGGCUGCGAGACCGCACCGCCAGCUCGUUGCCUUUCUGAGAAAACGGCUUUUAUCCAUACUCCGAGCAACAAGCUGCCAGUGCCAGGAUCUGUCUGCUGUUCUUUUUCCUCUUCCAUUGGACCGCCAACGCUUUUUCGAUUUAGUGACAAGCUGGGUGUGAUCGUCACGAACAAAGUGUGGGUUUGAUGGCUGCUAAAUCAGCAUUUACUCCUACGUACCGAUCCUAAAAAAUAAGGGACGGAAAAGUCUGCUUGUGUAAUCUUUUUAUAAAGGGAAAGAGCGCUGUUGUGUUGGGUUUGUUUUUUUCUAUUUUUGUCUUCGUCUGUUUGGAUUUCUUUUUAAACUUAUGAAAAAUGGCAACAGCAGCAUAUGUGGAUCAUUUUGCAGCAGAGUGCCUUGUUUCUAUGUCAAGUCGUGCUGUUAUCCAUAGUCCCAAAGGGGAGCCUGAUCCCCAACCUGAUGCAGCAAUACUUCCUUCAUCCAAUGGAGAAGAUAGACGGGAAGUCAGAGAAACCGGGAAAGACAAUGGAUCAUCACUACUUGUGGUAGCUAGCAUUUUAGCAGAUCUAAACCAGCAUGUCCCAAACUCACGUGCUCUAAGGACAGAAAAAACAGAGACGCUUGAUAUAGCAGAAAAAAUACACAUUUCUCUUGCUCCUAAGGAGUUUGGGGAAGAAAGUCUGUCUUCAGCUGGUAAGCGUGGAGGAGAAAGAGCAGCCACACCUACUAGCCUGGCUGCAGUAACUGAGCCAAGCCCCAGACAAAAGAACAAACGCAUAAGAAGCUGGACUGACCCUGGAUCACCCCAGAAAAAGCACAAAUGCCACUAUGUGGGGUGUGAAAAAGUUUAUGGCAAAUCUUCCCAUCUUAAAGCUCAUCUAAGGACCCAUACAGGUGAGCGGCCCUUUGAAUGCAGCUGGCAGGGCUGUAACAAGAAGUUCGCUCGCUCGGACGAGCUGGCCCGGCACUACCGCACUCACACCGGAGAGAAGAAGUUCAGCUGCCCGCUGUGCGAGAAACGCUUCAUGCGCAGCGACCACCUGACGAAGCACGCCCGGCGCCACGCCAACUUCCACCCCAGCAUGCUGCAGCGGCGGGGCGGCAGCGGCUCCCGGACAGGCUCCGUCAGUGACUACAGCCGCUCGGACGCCUCCAGCCCCACCACCAGCCCCGCCAGCUCCCCAUAGCCUACCUGCACUGGAUGUCAGCACUUUGCCUCUAAUGCCUAACCUGGAGUUUUGUUUGUGUUGCACACAUUUUAAAAACUCUGUUGCUUCCCUUCCUUCGGUUCCCACCCUUUCUUUUUAAAAAAAUCAGUAAAUAGCUGCCUCCCACUGCAAUUUUUAGUCAGAUUUUCUUUACCCAACCACACAAGUGGCUAUUCUAACCUCAUGGACAGACAAAUUUACAUGUUACGCUUAGUGACUCCUACUGUCUCAAUAUUUCAUAUAUUUUGCAACCAUUUAUGGAUCCUCUCCAUUAUUAUUUAUAAGAAAAUGAAAAAAAGUCUUUAAAAAAAAAAGGAAAAAAAUCCGCUUAAUUCACCUCAGGUGUCAAAGUAGUUUGUAAAACCGGAUUGCACAAUAUAAGCAUACAUACACUUAAAAAUCAACUGUGUUGGAUUUGUGUCCCCUUUCUCCUUUCUCAGGGAUGGAUAUUUAUGUUACACAAUAACUACAAUGAAGACACACCCUAACCAUGGCCUUACUCUGUAGAUAUAAUUGCACUCAAAAGCUUUUUGUUGGGUUCUUCACACACUGGGGAAAAACUAAAAAACAAGCAAACAAUACAGAAAGCAAUCCAAUACUGGAAUGUAGUACCGGACUCUUCCAUCGUUCGUUUUCCUGGUUUUACACCUGUGUUGGGAGUGUCCAAACAGGAGGCUUGUAUUUCUUCAGGCUGCCCUCUGCUUAUGGGAGCAAGCUGUCUUCUCACUUCCUGCUGAAGAUGCUCCAAAACCAACUUCCAUUUGCAAAUUCUCUGUGAGGUUCAUAAACUUGCUUGUUGGUUUGUGUCAUGCUAGUUAAAAUUCUGAGCAAAAAUUUCAACAAGAUGCCUUAAAUAAGUAACCUAAAUCAUAAAUAAACAAAUUUACUCUGGGUAACAUUUUAUGGCAAGGUGGCCUGGAAUCUCGGAGGCAUUCUGUUCUCACUCUCUCCAAGUUGUCUGCACUGCCUGUUCAGUAUGAGACCAACAGAAUAUUCAAAUCAAACCACACUGACUUGAACAAUUUCCUUUCUUUCUGCUUCCUUUGUUUUGUUUGUUUGGUUGUUGUUUUUUUUUUAAUGAACUACGGAAAUAGCAUUACUGAACCAAUGCCCCCAAAACUGUUAUCAAGGUACUUACCUACUGUACAGCUGUAUCUUAGAAAGAAAAAUUGGCUAAGACAUAGUUUCUGUAUCCUGUUGCAUCAAAAUUGUGGUCAUUGAUAAAAGGAAGUGAAAAUCAUAAGGUAUCUUCUGACUGGAAUAAUAAAAUAUGCAUUUUUAAUUUUAAAACAAAAUGACAUUAUAGCUCAGCACUCCUUCAAGUUUCUCAAAAAUACACACACCAGCAUAAAGCAAGGUGCUCUUAUUUCUGAAUAACUGCUUAAGAACAGAAAGGGAAUAUUGUCUAGUUUUCAAUAACUUUCAAAUACUUAACACUAGAUAGAGCACAAGGAGAUAGAUUUUUAUGUUUUAUAUGGUAGAAAAUACAGUAGAAGACCAGGAGCAUACUAAUGUAUAGAAAACCUCACUGGCAGCAAAUACACUUUCCUUGGUUUGUGUGGGUCUGAUGGUGCAUAUUAUCCAUUCAGGUCCUUUUGAUUCUGGAAUUUUGGGAUGUUUGCUGUUUUUACUGUAGGGUAUAAAUGCAAUUAAGUGUAGCAUGGUGAAAAGAAACUCUCUACACCAAACCUGUCAUUUAAUAUGAAGUGAAUGCCUCCAGAUUCCCAAUGAACCUGUAUCUUACUUGCUGCUUUGCAUUGAUCCAUUUUUGCAAGGUUUCAUUGUACUGUAUGUUAACUGUGAGAAGCUAAUAUAGAUUUCCAAGUAGUUUCAUAGGUACUUCCAUAAUAUACAUUAUUCCUAAUACUACAUGUUCUAUUAGUUGUAUAGAUAAAUACUCUAAGUAUGUAUCAAUACAACUAUAAAUCUAAACAAGUGCUGAUGUUUCAGUAUUUUUUAAUGUUAAUUUACUUCAGAUUCCACCUCUGUUAAUUUUGCCCUUUGAAUUGGAAGUCGUGACAGGCACAAUUCUACUGUUUUAUUUCACGGAAAAUGAAAGAACAUAGUAAGGGUUUUUUGCAAGAUGACAAAGAGAGUUAAUGUGCUGAGUUGCCCCACCUCUGGGGUUAGGGGAAAACCAGAUCUGUUGGUCUCAACAGAUUUCCUCUUUCUUUUUUUUUUUUCAUCUCAUGUACUGAGAUGCACAGUUUUAUCAACUUGAUAGAAUUCAGGUAACAGGAAUUCACAUUCCAGUAUUUUCUGCGACUCCUAGAAGUGCUCUUGUGCUGUAGUUAGUAGAGAGGCAUGUAGCUCAAGGAAUUCUACAGGUCAGCUGUGUCUUGUGCACAUACUUCAAAACAAGUCAAACACAUUUCUCAUGAUACCUUAAGAGAGGUAUAUGGAGGAGAGAGGGAACAACCAAAAUAAAAGAGCACUAUGUAUUGGCAAACAUUAUAGGCUUAAUUUUUUUGUAAAAUUACCUUUUCCAACGAGAGCUUAAUUUAAUCUUCAGGAAAGGAGGAACCACUCCAGUUCAUUUAUUUAGGACUUAAUAAUUCAUCAUGAAUCAGUUUAUGCUUUAACCUGGAGAAGGGAUAUUUACACCAGGUUUUAUUAGUACUGAGAUUAUAGGAUAUAAAGGUUAUGGGACAACCUGUUCUGAGGGACACAGAACUAUGUAAUCUUUAACUCAAACAGUGAACUAACAUUUUACUCAUAUUCUUCAUAGAUAUUACUAACAGUUCUUCAAGUAUAAGCAGGAAAAAAUAAAUUGGUUCAAAGUCAAAUUUCCAGUUUAGUUGGUUCAUUUAAUGAGAACACUAUGGGACUGCAUAUAGCCAACAUAAUGAGACUUUCAGGAAAUAAUUUGAAAUUGGUCAUUAAAACUUUUCUGUUUUUACAUCUUAGCUGUAAAUACCUCAACAUGUAUUAGGUUGAAUUGAAUGUGAAUAAAAACUUCUCUUAAUAUUUGCAUAUGAAAAAAGAAUGUUUGGGGUUUUCUAGCAUCUGUUAGAUCUGCAGUCUGAUGAUCAGCAAGGUCAUCAGACUCUAUUCUCAUGAUGGUCCCUCCUGAGUUUUGCAGAUAUGAGAAGCCAGAACAGCUCAAAUUAUAUUUUGAAAUCUGUGUGCUUAUCCAAAGUAACCUCAGAUUUGUACCCUUCUGUUGUUUCACCCAGCAGUGUAAUCUAAAACAGUCUCCUGGCACAGCAACAAACACGUCACACUCAGGAAAUACUGCUCUGGCAAGGGGCAGGUUUCUCCAUCUGGAGGAGUGUGCAUCUCUCCUGCCUCCUUCUUUUCACCAUGCAAUCUUUUGAGGUGUUCUCACAAAAACAUUGCCAUUAUUGAUUUUUUUUUUAAUUUCAGAUGAUAGCAACAGCUUUAUUAUUAUUAAGAAAGCCCUGAAAGUUUGUUUUUCUCCAGCCAUGAUUCUAAGUGUUGAGCUGAACUGCCUUUCUAUAGGAAAUAGGUGCAAGUAAAAACCAUCACCUCGCUACCAGAUGAAAAUAAAGAUGCUCUUAGAAACUCAUUCACCCCUUCCAUUAACCUCUCCCAGUGCAAAGGCCUAAUGGCAAAAUGAAUUCAGUUUUCAUCCUGCUUCUUAGAAAGCAGUCCUGGUAAAUUCCUGGCAGCUAGAUUUUGUGAGAUUUUUUGUAUCUGCAAAUUAAUUGUUCCUUGCUUUUAUAAUACAUGCCUACUAUCUGUUUACAUAACUGCAAAGGUAUAUAUUUAUGACAAGUCAUCAAAAGCCUCUGUUCCAUGGUAAUGCCUAAUUUCUGCCUGUAUCCCACCCUCUUUACUGCACUAAGCCUUGCAAGAAGUUGUAGCUAUGAAAGCCUCUGUACACCUUUAAACCUCAUUACCCUCUACCCAGACAUUCAGCUCUCCCCUUGUCUCAUGCAGCCAGGCAUUAAAGGCUGUGUGAGGAGCAUACCUGUUUCACAAUUGCUCAUCUCCAGUGCUUUGUCACGAGUUACAGAAUUUGUACUUUGUGAAGUGCAGUGUUGUUUUUGCCUUUUCAUUGCCAUUAGAUUUACUAAUUUUAUCAGGUCAUGCCUACAAACUAACUUUCAGGUGCUCUUUUACUCCAUCACACCAUUUGUUUGUGCAUUAGGUGCUAAAAUCUAGUCUAUGUCAGUGAAUGGUAUGAUGAACAUCUGUAUUUGUAACUCUCGGGGAUAAGAGCUAUAGCCUUAGGCAGAAGAAAAUAUCCAAAUUAUACUUGUUUAUCCCAUAAGCCAGAAUAUAGAAUGCAAAAUCCCAUCCACUGGUAUAGGUUUUUAUAAAUAUAUAUAUUUAUAUAUCUGGAUUUAUAUAAGCAUAUGCACAUAUAUAUAAAUAGAUAGAUAUAUAUGUGUAUAUUGUAUAGUGUAUGUGUGUAUAUACAAAUACACAGCAGUGUGUCUGUACCACACACUGACCAAUGAAGGGAUGUCUACAGAGCAAAAAUAGGUAUCCAUUUCACUAGGACUAGUGAUGGGCCUGAACCAAAUUCCUAGAUCCAAAUGCCAUUGCAUUUGGUAUUUUUGAACCUGUUGGAGAUUUGUGGCUGAGAUUCAUCUCUGGUUACAGGUGCAUUUACUUGUGUGUAUUGUGCAUUUGGGGGACAUGUGUGUGAACAUGUGUGAACAUGUGCUUUUCCAGCAGCACAUGCCUGAGGGGGGACAGGGGACGCAUGUGCCAGGGAGUGUGCACAUGUUCACAGCUCAACUUCCAGCUGCAGUGAACUGUAAAGGUCAGCAGCAGCACACGAAAGCUUCUGUGGCUCACUUUUCAACUCUUUAAAUCACUACACUGAAGUAUUACAGUUGUACAGUUAUAUGUUCAUCUAUUCUUGCUCUGCUGUAACUUUUUAUGUAUUUUGUAUUGCAUAGAUUAUAUAUUGUGAUAAUGUCCUAUGCAACUAUAAAAGGAAAAAAUGAAAAAAAGAAGAAAAUUAAGAACUGUAAAAUAUUGUCUUGACUUGUAUGCAUGGUUAGUGAGGUUUACAUUUUCCAAAAUAAAACUUAUAACUAUGAAA